AUGAAAUGUUUAUCUUCUCUUGAGAAACUGAUCUUCCUAAGUCCUAACACUAGUAUUGCAAUAGACAGUAGUUGGGAUAAAACAGAUUCUUAUGUCAUACAUGCUCUGUGUUCUUUUAAUAGCCUAACUGGAGGAGGUGACAGAGAAAUUCUCUGGGAAUUUUCUCACCAUGCCUUUGUGAAGCACAUAAACAUUUUUUGUGAGGCUAAUAAAUGGUUGUAUAUGUCUCUGAUAAAAACUAUUUUUCCUGAGUUGGCUGUUGCUGUAGAGUUCCUGAAGAAUGCACCCAAAGGGAAUUGUGAUGCCAUACAUAUCUACAUUAUCAGUCCUGCAGGCAAGGCCAAAGAACUUGCUGAGAGACCUUUAAUUGAGAGUUGGCAAUGGCAAGAGCAGAGUGUGCACUGGCUUCAUACCCAUGUAAAUGAGGAUCUGAUAUCUGUAUGCCUUUCAUGUGUUCGACUCAUUAUGGACCGACUAGCUACCAUGCCUACCAAUUCAAGCCUUCAAGUGGAAUUUAAAUUGUUAAACCAGGUAGACCUCAAGAUGAUUUUUGAAUUUGAAUCCAAUCAACCCUUUCUAGAAGUAUGA
Messenger RNA from Chenopodium quinoa (quinoa), 588 nucleotides. Its product is annotated as spermine synthase-like. The record is from RefSeq and is a predicted model, not a curated record. The transcript has 7 exons. Bases 1 to 588 code for a protein of 195 amino acids. Lineage: Eukaryota; Viridiplantae; Streptophyta; Magnoliopsida; Caryophyllales; Amaranthaceae.